Messenger RNA from Lodderomyces pseudojiufengensis, 525 nucleotides. RefSeq lists its product as uncharacterized. The transcript has a single exon. The record is from RefSeq and is a predicted model, not a curated record. The coding region runs from base 1 to 525 and encodes 174 amino acids. NCBI's taxonomy places the organism in Eukaryota, Fungi, Ascomycota, Pichiomycetes, Serinales, Debaryomycetaceae.
AUGAACAAAGAUAACUGGUCAGAUGAUAUACUUGAUAAAUUAAAGUUAAGAGAUGAAGUAGAGAAGAAAGAUUCUGAAUAUUUCAUUGCAUAUCAGCAACUUAUGCAAAAACUAGACUUUUUAAAGCAACAAAUUUAUCACAACGACUCCUCGUAUUCAUCAAAAUCCCCUUCUCCAUCUGCUUUACUAAACAUAGAACCUCAACAACAGCCGAGUCCGUCAAACCCUGAAAGAGACAUUAAUUUCAUUGUGAAAGAAAACCAACAGCUAAGAAAUGAGAAUCAUGAUUUAAUAACGAAUCUAAAUUCCGUCACUUUGAAAAACGAACGGUUGGAGUCAAUAGCGAAAGAAAAAGAUUUGAAUAUCAAGAAGUUGGAGAAAUUAAACACAAAUUUAUCCAAAAAGAUAGAAAAUUUAUUAGCGGAGCUUAAAGAGAAAAAUAAAACUAUAGAAUUGAUCAAUGAUGAAAACUUAAUGAAUCAAAUUCAAUUGAAUGUUUUACUUAAAAAGAGCAAUCAGAAUUGA